CUCUGAAGCAAAGCUGCCUCUUGGGGCACAAUAACUGACUCCCACGCAACGGGCACAACCCACACAAGGCAUAGUGAUUUAUGAGUCUGGCCCCAGUAUGCCCGGUGACUCAGACGGCCUGAUGACCUAGUUGGUUGCGAGCUUGAUUGACAGUGGUUUGCGCAGCUACUAACCACACAACUCUUCCUUUACUCGUCAUGUCAGACAAACCAGAGACAGACAUACCCUCACUCGAUCCCAACAUUUACGAUGCAAUACUGGAUUCCGAGAUACUUUCGUUCAUGAAGUCAUUGACUGGUAUUCAGGACGAUGAUGAACUUAAAGCACACGUACUAAACAUUCAGAAGAAGGCUUACGCUGUAUACCCUUAUCCAUGCAUAGGUUUCUUGCAUUUUAUGAACCGAAAGAUAUCUUCCCAUGAGUCAUACCAACAAGUCCUUAAGCUCGAACGGGACCGUGAAGGUGCAUUGCUUUUGGAGAUCGGCUGCUGUCUUGGGAUGGAGAUGAGGAGAGCUGCUGCAGAUGGUUUCCCUGCGAAGCAAAUCAUCGCUUCAGAUUUACAUUCAGAAUUUUGGGAGUUUGGCCAUGCCCUUUUUCGAACCACACCUCAGUCGUUCCCAGCUACCUUCGUCGCAGGGGAUGCACUCGAUCCUGAUUUUCUCUCACCACUUCCAGGAAAUUUUGAGUCUCGGGCGUCCCUAGAUUUAUCGACCUUGAUGACACUGAACCAACUGAAAGGCAAGGUAUCAGCAAUUUAUGCGAGAUCACUUUUCCAUCUUUUCAAUGAAGACCAACAACGCCAACUAGCCCACUCACUGGGCAGUCUUCUGUCUACCCAGCCUGGGAGUGUCAUUUUUGGCUCUCACAUGGGAAAUGUAGAGAAGGGCAUUAUUAAACACGAACCGAUUGCUGGGCAGGAUUGUACGUUUUUCCAUAGUCCAGAAAGUUGGAAAGAAUUGUGGUGUGAAACAUCGCCUGGGGACUAUCAGAGUAAUAGUCAAGGCAAGCUGACUGACCCAGUUUUCCGAUUCGGGGAAGUUAACGUCGAGGCAAGUUUCCAAUUCGUCAGGACGGCAUCGGGUAUGGAAGGGUUCCGGAUGGAUUGGAGCAUAACCAGGCUGUAGAGAGAUAUGGUACGCAUCUGGUAGUGGGCCGCUCGACGUCCUUCCGUAUGUACUGUAUUUUAUGAUAACUAAGCUCCAGACUCGACACCAAUUAAU
Pisolithus orientalis is the source of this 1220-nucleotide messenger RNA. RefSeq lists its product as uncharacterized. Bases 198 to 1124 code for a protein of 308 amino acids. The record is from RefSeq and is a predicted model, not a curated record. NCBI's taxonomy places the organism in Eukaryota, Fungi, Basidiomycota, Agaricomycetes, Boletales, Pisolithaceae. The transcript is spliced from 6 exons.